This is a messenger RNA of Anguilla anguilla (European eel), 2865 nucleotides long. It is a transcript of the gene arf6a, whose product is annotated as ADP-ribosylation factor 6a. NCBI's taxonomy places the organism in Eukaryota, Metazoa, Chordata, Actinopteri, Anguilliformes, Anguillidae. Gene Ontology annotation, biological process: intracellular protein transport; vesicle-mediated transport. The transcript has 2 exons. Bases 1209 to 1736 code for a protein of 175 amino acids. The record is from RefSeq and is a predicted model, not a curated record. Gene Ontology annotation, molecular function: GTP binding; GTPase activity. Gene Ontology annotation, cellular component: cytoplasm.
GUCCCGUCUUCAGCCAUUUUGGUUUCGAAUAAAUGAAGCCUAUUACAAUAAGAUAGAUGACAUGAGCCCAAAUGGCGCCCAUUCAAACACAGUCAAAACCUCAGCGCAUUUUUUAAGAUAGCGCGUGUUGCAACUGUGCCUGCGCACAUGCUAUGCGAUUGGUGCAGUGCACGAGCAAUUGAGAGGAAGUGGUGGGUGAUCUGGGUCCGCACCUUUUCCGGUCGUUCAGAACUGCUGUAGCGACGGAAAAGAGAGAGUGUGAGAGGAAGUGAAAGGAGGCGAGAGCCGCGAGGAGCAGUCUGGGGAGCGGUGACUGCUGCAAAUGCAGGGAGAAGAGGAGAGGAAGCUCUCAAAUGAAUCAAUGACCUUUGGAGUUACUGCGGCCAUUCCGUUUCCGAUACAAGUGUGUACGAUUUGUUUUCGGUAGUAUCAAGGAGCCCCGGAACAUCGCGUUGCUUGCCCAGCAUUUAGCUUCUGAUUUUCUAACAAGGGCGAGUGCUUUCGACAGAAGAGGAAGUCGGAACUAUCUUAGGCUUUUGCUGGGGCCUGUCUAUCUUUGAAGCCUUGUCAGUUUCGGACAGAUCGUAUUUUCUGUUUUUCCACUGCAUCCAAAUCCAAUGAAGCAGCGCAGAGUUACAACACGGAUUGUGAUUGACCCACCGCGAAUUUCUGAAGCUCAAAAAUAUUCAAGUAGCUAAUUAACUAGCUCGAUAUCUUGGUAAUGUGGAUACAAGCGAACUGUAUGAGGGUUUGAGAGAAGUUCCCUCCCACAUCACCACUAGUAGUUACUGGAUUACUUUUCUUACACAAAUCGACUAAACUAUAUUCUUAUUGCUGCAGCGGAAUACUUGCCAUUUGUAAAUUCGCUGUGAAUUGUCGAUUGAUUGACGUUUUGAAACCAACUAAUUGAAGAAGUUUAGAACUAGAAAUUAGAAAGCUAUAUUGUUUUUAACAGUUCAUCGUUACUAAGACGUAUCUCCAAUGGCUUAGUUUGGUUCUCACCUUUCACCUUUUGUUCAGUGGAUGUUACUGUUUGUUUUUCUAUAGUUCCAACGUUACUUGCUACACACUUUGCUCGCUUUUGCUGUUGAGCACGGAAAAGGACACAGACAGUUCCAGGCUGCACUGAACGGAUUCGCAUUUGGAGCCACGUGAAGAACAAACACAUUUUUUUCUCUAAAAGUGGAUAUUUAUGCACAGUUUACACAAUGGGGAAAAUGCUGUCAAAAAUCUUUGGCAACAAGGAGAUGAGAAUAUUGAUGCUUGGACUUGAUGCAGCGGGGAAGACCACUAUUCUUUACAAACUGAAACUGGGACAAUCAGUCACCACCAUCCCCACCGUCGGGUUCAACGUGGAGACUGUGACAUACAAAAACGUGAAAUUCAACGUGUGGGAUGUCGGGGGGCAAGAUAAGAUACGACCCUUGUGGCGACACUAUUACACGGGUACGCAGGGGUUAAUUUUCGUGGUGGAUUGCGCGGAUAGAGAUCGGAUAGACGAGGCUAGGCAAGAGCUGCACCGCAUCAUUAAUGACCGGGAGAUGCGGGAAGCCAUUAUCCUGAUUUUUGCCAAUAAGCAAGACCUGCCUGAUGCCAUGAAGCCACACGAAAUCCAGGAGAAACUGGGUUUGACCCGGAUCAGAGAUAGGAAUUGGUACGUGCAGCCAUCCUGCGCGACCACAGGUGAUGGACUGUACGAAGGCCUUACUUGGCUAACUUCGAAUUACAAAUCAUAAUGCUCAAGAAUGACUGUUUAGAUAAAGCAAAAACAAUAGAGGCAAUUAACAAAUAACAUGGCUUCUCAGAAGAAUAUAUAAUUAAGAGAAGUUUGAUUAUUUCCCGAUUUUUAUGAAUAUUAUUACCCCUUAUAACGAUUUCUUUUCUUAAAACAAAAAGACUGAAUUGUUGGCUGGCUUUUUAGUUUGCUUUUUUCUCUAUACUUGCUCUGUCACUAUUGUCAUAAUUUCUCUGACAAGGUAUUCCAUAAAUUGUCUUACAUUUUUAACUACAGAGAUUAGUGCAGAUUCUCCUUUUCUGUAAUAUUUAUCAGGGGCUUGGGUGCUCAUCAUAUUUUAGUUCACCUUUGGGGUUCUGAUUAUUGUACAUCUGCUACUUAUUUAGUCACACACAGACCACUGAGAAAGUUUUGAAACCGUACUAAGUCCAAUAUUUAUGGGGGAAAAAGUUACCCUGGAAAUUCAAAGGGCAGAAUCUUAUUUGAAAACUGAGUCCUUAUGUUUUAGAGAUAAUUUUGAAGAUGGACCUGUUACAUCAGUGAAUACAGUAUUACUGUAGGUUGUACCAAGUUGACAUGUUACAAUAAAGACUCAAGACUUUGAUACAAUUUAUUGAAAUCUUGCCAGCCAUAUUAACCUGGAGUAUUGUUUUGAAGGACCCAUGCCAUCUAGUUAAAUUUAUUUUGUUUAUGUAUUGCCUUUUGAUCAUUGCCUCUUUGCCAGAAGACAUCAUGGUAAGAUUUUUCAUAGGAGUUUCUUCCAUACCAGUCAUUGGUUGAUUUUCCUUAAAGUUCCAUCUUGGUAUCAGGUGCUACAGCACUAACACUGUAUGUAAUUUGUUUUGUGACCAGAGAAGGGCCAAAAGGAUGAAUCUGUUGAUGGUGGCCUCUCUAUGACUGGAGGGUCAUUGAUUGAAAGUUUGACUGGAGCAUUUUCUGGGCAACAUUUUGUCCCAUGAAGUUUAAUGGUGGUCAUAAAGGAAUAGGCUUGAGAAUGUUGAAUUUUCCAACAAAAAAGAGGUUUGACUCAUGUCAUGCAGCCAGGAAUAAAAAUCUUUUCUGUAAUUAAAUUAUAAAUCCAUGCUUUAUUUUUGUUCUAUUUGCUAUGCUGAUUUGAAGAAAUAAACAAA